This is a messenger RNA of Aspergillus ibericus CBS 121593, 3880 nucleotides long. RefSeq lists its product as uncharacterized. Bases 345 to 3473 code for a protein of 1042 amino acids. NCBI's taxonomy places the organism in Eukaryota, Fungi, Ascomycota, Eurotiomycetes, Eurotiales, Aspergillaceae. The transcript has a single exon. The record is from RefSeq and is a predicted model, not a curated record.
CAAGCGCCAUCCCCUACAUUAUCCUCCCCCCAAGCAUCGCCCACCAUUGGUAGUCUAUUCCUAUUCAUGACGAUCCUUUCUUGAACCUGAUCGCCUUUCAGAAUCAGUCAUUAAACCUCCGUCUCGAAUUUCCAGCGCACUGCCCUGGGAUUGGUCCACCAUCGUCGCCGGGUGAGACAUUGCCCCACGCCGCAACCUUGAUCUUCUUCUUCUACUCCGCAGAGCUCUGUCAUUAUUGUGUGGGCGACCGACCAAGCAUUGCGACCAUCAGAACAAUGGGCCAGGUUUUCGCAUCCUGAACGCCUGCUCGCACGCACCCUGGGUGCUUCGAGCUCAUUUUCACCAUGCCCCCCUCCACCGUGUUCUCCUACUGGCGUCGCGAGCACCGCCGAUCGAGUGCUUCCCCCGUCUCGCCCUCCUUACAGCCCACCUCCAAAGGAUCGGUCGCAAGCAAUCCUCCUCAACUGCCUAUACUGCCGAACACGAAGACCGCUCUCGCGGCGCUUGGGGGAUCGUCCGUGGAAGUUCCGAUCAACCCUCAAGGGGAAUCCGAUGCUGCGAAAAGAAACAUCGCCAUAUCCGUUACCCCCACCAAUGCGCCAGGCUCCUCUUUAACGAAUCUUGCGAAUCUCACGGUGCCCUCGUCCGAAAGCCACGCUCAACCCCAUUCAACCCCCGAUGAGCACGAAGACUCAACCAUCGCCUCCCAGUUGAACUACUCGCAGUCAUCCUUUGCCGCGCCGCGCUCAGAUCAUGGCGACGGUGAUUCGCCCAAACCGAGCUCCCCGUUUCGACUGUCCUUGGGCAAAAAUCUGCUGAGCUCGCACAAUCUCACUUCCGACCACUAUACCAAACGCUCAUCGACUCCCGGUCUGUCGUCGUCCGGUCAUUUCCGGUUCAGGACCUCUCCAGAUAUUUCCCCAGCGGACAAGACAACAAUCCCGUCACACAAGGACAAGGAAUACAAAGGUGAAAAUGCAAACGGUCGCCGGUCUGCAGACCGGGAUGGGUCUACGGAACACGCUCAUCACAAACUCGGGAAGACCCGGCUUCACCUGCUGAACCCGAUGUCUCUGUUGGCCAGGAGGCGUUCUUCCAACCUGGCCAGCCUGCGGAUGGAGGAUACGAGCAUCCGCGCCCGCAAUAUAGUCCCUGCUAUCCCAGACGACUAUGAUCCCAGAAUCCGCGGCAAUAUCGUUCAUGACUUCUCUGCUCCCCGUCCCCGUCGCAACCUGUCCACGGCACCUGUUCUUUGGCAUGAUGUCAACAACCAAUCCGGCCCACCCGAUGCAGCCUACACAGGAAAUGGGAAUUCUGUGCACGGCCAUGACCAAACUGCCCAAAUAGGCGAGCAAAAGAAACGCCAUACACAGUACUCCCCUGUCUUCAGGGAACACUUUGAGGAAGAUCAAAAGGUGUUGCAGGUUGAGAGCAAAGCAUAUCUGCAGUCCUCGUUGCUGACAGAGCAGUCUCAUGCCGAGAAUGACCCCAGCGCACUUCCUGUGUUUGCAAGGAGAUUACCCUCCAAGCUACCGGAUCAAGCCGGGCCCUCUGUGUCACCAAGCGACCAGGCAACGCCUAACCAAGACGACCAGCACAACCUCCCCAGUAACAUCGGAACCGCAAGUAUACAAGAUGCCGACACGAUCGAGGUUAUACCACAUCAGUCAUCCGGCUUGCCUAAACAUCUCAAGAGCAACGCCUCCCGGUUCAGUUUUGACAUGAAUGGCGUCGAAUCCUCCACUCAGGAGAAAUUAUUGGAAGAGAAACAUAAGGAAAAGGAGGCCGCAAGAAGGGCCAAGGCACGAAUGGAAGGCAUAGGUCUCAGCGAUGGCGAGGACGACUAUGAUGAUGAUAUGUUUGACGAUAUGGAUGACUUUGAAGAGAAGAUUCCAGGUGUCAAUGUCGACGCUGAUGAGGACGAUGAGUUCGCCGGCUUCUCUGGCCCGGGAAAUGCACUUAACAAAUCCUGGUUUGCGCCCAGCCUCUCGCCAAUCCUUGCUAGUCCCCUUCCUCCUGGGUUGACGGACUCUCAAGAUAUACAAGAUAUGCAGGACAUGCAGGACCUGCAGGACUUGCAGGAAUCGGCUCAGGGGUCCUUGGCAGACAACCCAGAACCUCUACCCGUAUCCGAACCUGUUGUCUCUGAUAUUGCAACCGAUAUUCAAUCAUUAUCAGUGGCAACGAAUCCCAAUAAUAUUCCACAGGUCACCGUAGACUUACAUCCUCAGGCCUCGCAGCCGAUGGAAGACGACGACGAUCUGUACUUCGACGAUGGGGAGUUCGGUGAUCUGUCUACGGAAGACGCGGGCGACAAAUUUGACGAGUCAAUUUUUGACGAUGAGACAAGUCACCUUUACGAUCGAAAACCGGCGGCUCAACAACCUGUUCCUGAGCCUGCGCAGCUGGACAGCCGGGAUCAUAAUUCGCUGGACGUCACUGCCGAGCCUGACGAUUCUGUACUAGAGUCAGAUGAUGGCGGUCUUAGGCACGUUCCUAGCAUGGCAAGCGACUAUCGAAAAGGGUCGAUCAGAGCCUACGGUCAUACUCGUGAGAGCUUGCCUAACUUAGGGUCCGCAAAAGCUCAUGGUGGGGUGCUGUCCGAGCACAACCUCGAAGCUUUCCACAAUGCUUUGGCUCAAGCCGCCAGUGAAGCAGCCACAAAUGACAGGUUUGGACGUGUAGUCAGCGUCAGCGAGCGGUCACUAGGUCAAGAGAGCUCUGCCCAAACAAUAGACAGCCCUUCGGGGCUCAUUUCAGAUGAUAGCCGCUUGAGCCAGACGGUCGACAUGGUUGGUUUCGAAGAAGCGUUUGAGGAUUUCAGCUACGAUGAUAACGAUGCUGCAUAUUUCGACGACCCUAUCAUUGCUGCAGCGAACGCGGAAGCCUUGGAAAAUGAUGACGAGGGAUUCUAUGGUCAAGAAUUUGGAUUCUAUGCGCAAUCACAUGGGGGCUGCAACGCCGAACUCACCAAUGGUGGCUACUUCGGUCCACGAGGCGUCGAGGGCAUUUCUCGCAGCUUCAGCAGUCGGGGGAAAUUCCGCGAGCCAAGCCUGACCCCCAUCACGGAACGCAGUGAAUGGAGCACACGCAACUCGGUCAUCUCGCUCUCAGCCCACGGUGCCGCCCAUUCCAACCCCAUCGCCAGCCCUGGCUUGGCUCAGCUCGUGGACCUUGGUGCCAUGGACGACGAGAUGUCUUUGAGUGCACUGAUGAAGCUUCGACGUGGUGCCUGGGGCGGAAGCAAUGGGAGCCUCCGUAGCGGCAGUGGCAGUCCUCCUCCAUAUUUACACUCGUCGUCAAACCGGGCGAGCUUCAUUUCCGACGCCAGCCCAACGGUAUAUACCACGCCGCCGGAUGCGUUUGGCAGUGCGACAGAGUCCCCCAUCAGGGAAUCUGACAAGUUCCGGUGGUCCCAGCACGCUCUGGAGCAGCGUGUGGGACAGUCGCCAGCGGGUGAGAGGGAGCCAUAGAUCUGCAACCAAAACGACAGGGGUCGAUCGGUCAUAUGCGCCCGAGCUGGCAAGUAGUCAGAAGGGCAUGCAUGUGACCAGCCGCAGAUCGGUCCCGGGAAAGGUUGGAUAUACCAACCGAGAAGAGGGGGAGAGUAUAUACCAUCUGGAAUUGUUACAUAAGGGGUUCUUGGGUCUGAGAUAUAAUGAUCGUAAUGCCUGAUAUAUAAUGCUUCACUGCCAGACCGCAGCGACUUGUACUGUUAUGAUUUGAUGAUUGGAUGUUGGGUUAUUUAUGUUGCAUAUACAGCUUGGGAGGGAAUCAAUCGGGUGCCCGUUGGGCCUCUUGACAUGCUGCGAGGGGGGAUGGGUUGUAAUCUGCACGCAUAUCCCGAACGUGUCCAGACCCUGGGAUCCAGGGGAAUGAC